AUGAAGUCAGUAACGACAAAGCUCAAACUCUUCCGACCAGCACUUACGUCACGAUGUUCUUACAGCUCCACCGAUCAAACUCUUCUUCUUAACGAAUUCACCAGAUUCUGCUACCAGAGAGACCUUCCCAGAGCUCUCAAAUCAAUGGAUUCGUUGCAAAGUCAUGGCCUUUGGGCCGAUUCCGCGACUUACUCCGAGCUAAUCAAGUGCUGCUUAGACCAUAGAGCUGUUCACGAAGGAAAUCUCGUUUGUCGUCAUCUAUACUUCAACGGGAACCAACCAAUGCUCUUCCUGGUUAACGUUCUCAUCAACAUGUAUGUGAAAUUCAAUCUUUUGGAUAAAGCCCACAACUUGUUCGACAAAAUGCCUCAAAGGAAUGUUAUUUCCUGGACUACGUUGAUCUCUGCUUACUCUAAGCACAAGCAUCACCAAAAAGCUUUAAAGCUUUUGGUUUUGAUGCUGAGAGAAAGUGUGAGACCCAAUGUUUACACUUACUCCUCUGUGUUAAGAUCCUGCAACGGUAUGUCUGAUGUUAGAAUGAUCCAAUGUGGGAUUGUCAAAGAAGGAUUGGAGUCUGAUGUGUUCGUUAGGAGUGCUUUGAUUGAUGUCUUUGCUAAGCUUGGUGAGCCAGAGGAUGCUCUUUCGGUUUUCGACGAGAUGGUUACAGGCGACGCCAUUGUUUGGAACUCCAUCAUUGGUGGCUUUGCUCAGAACAAUAAAGGCGAUGACGCGUUGAAGCUUUUCAAGAGGAUGAAGAGAGCUGGCUUCACCGCGGAGCAGGCUACUUUGACUAGCGUGUUGAGAGCUUGUACUGGUUUGGCUCUGUUGGAGCUUGGGAUGCAAGCUCAUGUUCAUAUAGUAAAGUAUGACAGAGACUUGAUACUCAACAACGCGCUCGUGGACAUGUACUGCAAGUGUGGGAGCUUGGAGGAUGCUCGGAGAGUGUUUCGCCAGAUGAAAGAGAGAGAUGUGAUCUCAUGGAGUACUAUGGUUUCAGGGCUGGCGCAGAACGGUUAUAGCCACGAGGCGUUGAAGCUGUUUGAGGCUAUGAAAGCUUCAGGGACGAAACCGAACUACGUUACGGUUGUUGGUGUUCUCUUUGCUUGUAGCCAUGCAGGGCUUCUUGAAGAUGGUUGGUACUAUUUCAGAGAAAUGAAGAAGCUUUAUGGGAUAGAGCCAGGGAGAGAACAUUACGGUUGCAUGAUUGAUCUGUUGGGAAAAGCUGGGAAGCUUGAGGAUGCUGUGAAGCUGUUGAAUGAAAUGGAUUGUGAGCCUGAUGCUGUGACGUGGAGGACGCUUCUUGGUGCUUGUAGGGUUCAAGGGAACAUGGUGCUAGCUGAGUAUGUAGCUAAAAAGGUUUUAGAGCUUGAUCCAGAGGAUGCAGGAAGUUACACAGUGUUGUCUAACAUAUAUGCAAACUCUCAGAGAUGGGACAGUGUUGAAGAGAUUCGUACACGGAUGAGAUACAGAGGGAUGAAGAAAGAGCCUGGAUGUAGCUGGAUUGAAGUGAACAAAAAGAUUCAUGCUUUUAUCAUUGGAGACGAGUCUCAUCCGAUGAAAGCUGAAGUUGAUAAGAAGCUGAACCAGUUGAUUCAUGGAUUAAUUGGUAUUGGUUAUGUGCCUGAGACGGACUUUGUGCUGCAAGAUCUUGAAGGAGAACAGAUGGAGGAUUCUCUUAGACAUCAUAGUGAGAAACUUGCUUUGGCGUUUGGUUUGAUGACGUUGCCUAGUGAGAAAGUGAUUAGGAUCAGAAAGAAUCUGAGAAUAUGUGGGGAUUGUCAUGUCUUUUUCAAGCUAGCUUCGAAGCUUGAAAGACGAAGUGUAGUUAUAAGAGAUCCAAUCCGUUACCAUCAUUUCGAAGAUGGAAAAUGCUCUUGUGGUGACUACUGGUAA
Molecule: messenger RNA, 1893 nt
Organism: Microthlaspi erraticum
Lineage: Eukaryota; Viridiplantae; Streptophyta; Magnoliopsida; Brassicales; Brassicaceae
Source: the annotation of a GenBank genome assembly